This is a messenger RNA of Pisolithus orientalis, 1503 nucleotides long. RefSeq lists its product as uncharacterized. NCBI's taxonomy places the organism in Eukaryota, Fungi, Basidiomycota, Agaricomycetes, Boletales, Pisolithaceae. The transcript has 10 exons. The record is from RefSeq and is a predicted model, not a curated record. The coding region runs from base 1 to 1503 and encodes 500 amino acids.
AUGGCAUCCAGUGACUAUGAAAGUGACUCUUUCUCCAACAACACUGAACCCUCCCUGCCACAAAAGGGGACCAGUCUUCAGCUGGCUGAAAUUGAGAUUCUUGAGGCCAAGCUAGAGUCAUGGAAAAAUGCCAACCAAAACAAGAGGAGCUCCAUCAUGUUAACCCUCAGAAACAAGAUAAAGAACCUUGAUGCAAAUGUAAUGCUGAAAAUGCAUGAAUGGGUUCAGAAGAAGAAGGCAAUUCAGACUUGGUUGUACAUCCACAGCUGGAGCUGUAGUCAACAGGCUCUGAUCAAAUAUGGUGGUGGUUGGACACUGAGGAAGGUGGUCAUGCACCAUCAAAAGAAAUCAAUCAACAAAGUGUUGGAAGAAGCAGGGAUCAAGCAGGGAUCUGCAGAAAUGAUCAAGUCUUAUCAGAAGGCUGUCAACACUGUCAUGAAGUCCCUUACUGCUGAGGAGAUACAGGAGGCUAAGGCAUUGGCCACAGAAUGGAAUGAGCGGCAGCCACCUUGGGAUGUUCAGUCAGAAACCACAGAGAAGAAAGGCCAUAAAUAUGCUGAGGAAUUUGCUAAGGAAAUGUGGAAGCAUCAUGGUGCCAGGGUGGUAGUGAUGGCAGCAUGGGAAGAUGCUGAUGGAGAGAUUUUGACCAACUCAUCCAGACAUGAUUUCAAUGAUGAAUUGGGUAAUGGCAAAUUAUUUGAGGAGUUGGAUGAGUGCUGGGAUAAAUUCUUAAAGCAGAGAAAGAGCAAUGGGAAACCUAAAACCAUCCUGCCAGUUAGUGACAAUGGCACACCAUACAUCCUGAACAUAUUGGACAUGCAGGCACCAAAGUUGAAGGAUAUCAUGCAGACAUUUGUGACAUUUCACUAUCAUAUGGAAGGCCUGCAGGAAUUCACAGAGCAGCAUCCCAACAAUAUAUUUGGCUUCAAGAAGUGGAGAGAUGCUGGAGGGUCCCUCCAAAUGCCAGUGGCAGUGGCCAACAGCAGUGGAGUGAGGAUGGGUGUGAAGCAGGAUUUGGAUGGGAGCCCAGACCACUUGGCAGGCAAAAGGGCAAUGGAUAGAAUGAUGCAGGGUAGGAGGAAGAAAAAUGAUGGUACAGGCACAAGCAUGGUAGAUGAAGAUGCUGCCAAGGCAGUAGCAUUGCUGGAUGCCAAGUGGCUGAGGGUGACACCUGCCAGCCAAUUGGAACCACCACAUGCCUGGUGGCAGGUUGUGGGCAGCAACUCAAGCCCUGUGCAACCUAUGCCAGAAGGCCACCACACUGAUUCACCUGAUUCUCUCCAGCUGGCAGAUCCUUUGGCAGUGCCAACAACUAUCAAGAGAGCCCAUAAACAGGAAGAUUCAAAGUGCAAGUUGCCCAUUCCAUCAAUGAUACCCAUGCACCAGACCAGCAUAGACAAUGCAAGGGGUAUGUGGCAAUCAAAAUGGGUGCAGAAGGCACCAAAGCAGCCUGAUGACAAUGUUACUACUCCUAGUCCCUCCAAGAAAUGUAGGCAAUGUUAG